Saprolegnia parasitica CBS 223.65 is the source of this 1221-nucleotide messenger RNA. RefSeq lists its product as hypothetical. Gene Ontology annotation, cellular component: cytoplasm. Gene Ontology annotation, molecular function: exopolyphosphatase activity. The record is from RefSeq and is a predicted model, not a curated record. The transcript is spliced from 3 exons. Bases 45 to 1190 code for a protein of 381 amino acids. Lineage: Eukaryota; Oomycota; Saprolegniomycetes; Saprolegniales; Saprolegniaceae.
CCUCUGAGAGCGCAUCUAUAACCCAUAUCGAGUCUUGCAGUGAAAUGAGUCGGACGGCAGCGAUCCAAGCGGCCUUUGCGCCGGCCCACGCCGAGAAACUCAAUGCGUUCCUUCGCCAGGCGCGCCAGGCGGUCGCGACCUCUGCCUCCGUGCAGGUCGUCAUGGGCAACGAGGCCUGCGACGCUGACUCGAUGGUGAGCAGCUUGGUGCAUGCCUUCACGGCCUCGGCGGUGCCCGUCAUGAGCGUCGACCGCGACCAGUUUGCGCUGCGCUGCGAAGUGAGCGCGCUCUUCCGCGCCGCCCACAUUGACGUGGACGCGCUCCUCUUCCAAGACGAGAUCGAUCUCGCCGGCCUCCAUGCGGCGCAGAAGCUGCGCCUCGUCUUGACGGACCACAACAAGCUCAAGGCCGCGCUCGCGCCGCUGGAUGCCUCCGUGGUGGCGAUCAUGGACCAUCACGAUGACCUCGGUGCGCAUGGACAUGUGACAGGCUCGUCUCGUGACAUUGCGUUCGAGCGCACGGACGCGGGCGGCCGCGCGUUGGUCGGGUCGGCCUGCACGCUUGUUGCCGAGCGCAGCCUCUCGCUGGAGCCGCUCGAAGCGACGCUGCUUCUGGGCGUCAUUGCCCUCGACACGAUGAACAUGGACGCGGCUGCCAAGAAGGGCACGGCGCGGGACCAAGCCGUCUUGGACAAGCUCGAUGCACUCUCGCUCGUGCCCCGACACGACCUCUAUGUGUGGCUCGUCGAAGAGAAGUUUAGCCCGGACAACUGGUCGCGCUUCACGUUUGCCAACUGCCUCGCGUACGACUACAAGCGCUUCGAAUCGUCGGGUGUCUCGUAUGGCUCGAGCGCCAUCUUGGUGCCGCUGCCGACGUUUUGGGCCAAGGGAGAGAGCCCGCUGGCGCAGCUGGAAGCCCACCGCGCGCGCCUCGGCCUCACCUUUGCCCUCGUGCAGUCCAUGGUCCAUGCGGUGGACGGGCCAAAGCGCCAGCUGCUCUUGUACUGCCCCGACCGCCGCCUGCGAGACGACCUCGUCGCCUUUUUAAACCGUGCGCCGUUGCAGCUCACACCGCUCGAUGCGCUCGGCGAACCAGCCGUCGACGCCUUUGACCAGGCCAACAUUGCCAUGUCCCGAAAGCAGCUUGUGCCGCUGCUGGAUGGCUACUUGGCGACUUUGCCCAAGAUGUAAAGCCAUACAAUGCGCUGUCCAAUUGCGUCCG